AUGCGAGAGAAAGAAUAUCCUUCUGCUAGAGCUGAUAAAGGUGCUUGCAAAUUUGACAAGGUAAAGAUUGUUGCAUCAGUGUCAAAUUUUAGUGUUGUUUCCCUUAACGAAUACCAGAUUGUUGCCAUUCUUGUAAAAAAUGACUUAUGCAGUUGCUAUAAAUGUUUUCGUUUUCCCUCUCCAUUUCACCGGUGGCUCCUUCCGGCGACUUCCUCCGUCGUUCCAGUUCCUCCGUCUGCUGCACUCUGCCUGGAGAUGGUGAGGCUCACCGCUGACCUGAUCUGGAAAAGCCCUCAUUUCUUCAAUACCAUUAAGGAGCGCGAGUUAGAUCUUCGAGGCAAUAAAAUAUCUGUAAUCGAAAACUUAGGUGCAACAGAGGACCAAUUUGACACCGUAGAUUUGUCUGACAAUGAGAUUGUCAAAUUAGAAAACGUACCAUUUCUUAACCGAUUGGGUACAUUACUUAUCAAUAACAACAGGAUUACUAGAAUUAAUCCUAAUAUUGGAGAGUUCCUACCGAAUUUACACACACUAGUUCUCACAAACAACAGGAUUGUAAACUUAGUAGAAAUUGAUCCUUUGACAUCCCUUCCAAAGCUGCAGUUCCUUAGUCUUCUAGACAACAAUAUUACUAAAAAAGUGAAUUAUAGGCUUUAUGUUAUCCACAAGCUGAAGUCCCUCCGGGUUUUGGACUUCAAGAAAGUUAAAAAUAAGGAACGAUUAGAAGCCAAAAAUUUGUUUGAAUCAAAGGAAGUUAUAGAAGAAGCUCAAAGGACACCAGCGAAACCGGUUUCACCUGUUGAAUCUUCAGAAGUUUCAGAAGCUACGGAGGAACAACAGAUACCCAAAGUGACAGCUCCUACUCCAGAGCAAAUUAUUGCUAUUAAGGCUGCUAUUGUCAACUCACAGACUCUCGAAGAGGUUGCUAGACUUGAAAAGGCACUGAAGUCUGGGCAACUUCCUGCAGAUCUAAAAAGCUUGACUGAUAAUAUGAUGACUGAUAAUGUCAAUGAAAAACAUGAAGAUGCAGUCCUUGCUGAAUCUACUGAUACACAAGAGCAGACAAAUACUGAUAGUACUCAAAUGGAAGAGGAUUAG
Vicia faba (fava bean) is the source of this 1098-nucleotide messenger RNA. The record is from the annotation of a GenBank genome assembly. NCBI's taxonomy places the organism in Eukaryota, Viridiplantae, Streptophyta, Magnoliopsida, Fabales, Fabaceae.